Molecule: messenger RNA, 2923 nt
Organism: Nymphaea colorata (pocket water lily)
Lineage: Eukaryota; Viridiplantae; Streptophyta; Magnoliopsida; Nymphaeales; Nymphaeaceae
Product: casein kinase 1-like protein 10
Exons: 14
Coding region: 959-2377 (472 amino acids)
Biological process (GO): signal transduction; peptidyl-serine phosphorylation; endocytosis
Cellular component (GO): cytoplasm; nucleus
Molecular function (GO): ATP binding; protein serine/threonine kinase activity
Source: RefSeq, a predicted model, not a curated record
UGUGAAACCCAAUUGGCCUCGAGUGCUAAACUUGAGGGAGGGAGAGAAUGUGAUGCGCAGUGAAGGGGAAGAAGGGUUGAGUUGAAACUUGAAAGGAAGGGAAGUUUACUUUUCCCUCGGGAAUUGGCAAACGCCCAGUUAACGUGCCCCACUCCCCCAACCGGUUUCACCAAAAUUCGUGACCCCGCGUUUCACCAUUUCGGCUUUCUUUCACCCCCGCCUGCUCCUCUUUCUGCUCGCUCACUCCCUCCUUCCCUCAAAUUCUUAUUGUCAUCGCCAUCAUCAUUGCUACCACCAUCACUCUUUCUUUCUUUGAAUCCACCCUCGUCCUCCCUGUAAAUCCAUCAUCAUCAUCUUUCUCUCUCUUCUCUCUGUCUUUAUGUACUUGGCAUUUAUCUGUACCUGUGAAAUUUUUUGUGACAUUCUCCAUCUAUUUCUGGAUCAUUCUUGGAUUUCUUCUCCCGUAGAGAAAAGUUUAAAAUGCAAGAUUGUUUCCUUCGUUUGGAGGGUCGUCCUUGGAUUGCACUACGUUAGAUUUUAUAUCCUGCAACCCCUACUGAGCCGUUACGUCGUGGACAAAGUGGAAGAGGCAUUGGGCGUCCUUCGAUAGUGGUUCCGUGUCGCCGGAUUCUGAUGGUGCGUGGCGGGUCUGGGUACCUGUUCGGUUUCCGGUCGACUGGUUAAACGGGAAGUUAGGUUUCUGGGCUUGUCGGUGAUGGUGGCGUGUGGGUUCUGAGUGUCUUUCUAGAAGGACAGGGGUUCGGGGUUUCUUUGUCGGCGUUUCGAUCGUCGCUGUAGGUGAUGACCGGAACUUGACGGGGCUCUUUAGGGAAUUGAGGUUUCUUGUUAGUUUCAGUGGAACAUUUGUUUUGCUGGUUGAGAAUUCUUAGAGAAGGUAACUGGUGGAUAGGAGCGUUUGGGUGCUCCGAGCUAUUUUAAUUAGGGUUCCGUCCAUUAUAUGGGAGACAUGGAACACGUGAUCGGCGGCAAGUUUCGGCUCGGCAGGAAGAUUGGGAGCGGAUCUUUUGGUGAGCUUCAUCUCGGCCUUAAUAUUCAGACUGGUGAAGAGGUGGCUAUUAAGCUGGAACCUGUGAAGACUAAGCAUCCUCAACUUCACUACGAGUCCAAAUUGUAUGUCCUUCUUCAGGGAGGAACGGGGAUUCCCAAUUUGAAAUGGUUCGGUGUGGAGGGUGAAUACAAUGUAAUGGUUAUUGACCUCCUUGGACCAAGUCUGGAAGACUUAUUCAACUAUUGCAACCGGAAGUUCACAUUAAAAACAGUACUGAUGCUUGCAGAUCAGUUAAUCAACCGAAUUGAAUAUGUUCAUUCUAGAGGUUUCAUUCAUCGGGAUAUCAAGCCAGACAAUUUCCUCAUGGGACUGGGGAGGAAAGCAAACCAGGUAUACAUAAUAGACUUUGGGUUAGCAAAAAAGUACCGAGACCUUACGACCCAUAAGCACAUCCCAUACAGGGAAAACAAGAACCUCACUGGAACAGCUCGUUAUGCAAGUGUCAACACUCAUCUGGGAGUAGAACAAAGUAGGCGAGAUGAUCUUGAGUCACUUGGCUAUGUGCUCAUGUACUUCUUGCGAGGAAGUCUCCCAUGGCAAGGUCUAAAAGCUGGAACAAAGAAGCAGAAAUAUGACAAAAUAAGUGAGAAAAAGAUGUUGACUCCUGUGGAGGUCCUGUGCAAAUCGUAUCCAUCAGAAUUUAUAUCGUACUUCCACUAUUGCCGCUCCUUGCGAUUUGAUGACAGACCAGAUUAUUCAUACUUAAAAAGACUGUUCCGUGAUCUUUUUAUUCGGGAAGGUUUUCAAUUUGAUUAUGUAUUUGAUUGGACAAUUCUGAAAUACCCACAGAUUAGUUCUAACUCAAGAACACGUCCAUCUCCAAACAUUGGAAAAAGUGGUGCAGCUGUUGGCCCAUCAGCUGAAAGGAUGGAAAGGACUUCAGUGGGACAGGAGAUCCGUGACAGAUUUUCUGGUGCAGUUGAGGCAUUUUCCCGCAGGAACAGUGGAGUUUUGGGGCAACAUGGUGAGCAUUCAAAGCAGAAGGGUUUGGAAGCUCAUCUCCACCCAGGCUUAAAAGAUACAUCAGAUGCUGAAAGAGGCCGUGGAUCUUCAUCCAGAAACGGUGGCAGCACAAAGAGAGCAGUUCCUUCCAGCAGCAGGCCCAGCUCCUCCGGCGAUCCCGGGGACCAUGGUCGGUCAUCUUCCCGGCUCAUUUCAAGUAGCAGUGGCCGUCCAUUGGCUACACAGCGUCUUCAACAUGGAUAUGAUGCAAAGCCCGCGACCCUCUCCCGAAAUCUGGUGUCGAGGUCCUCCCGGGAUGAGCUGAGGAAUUUCGAGCUUCUAUCCGUAGGCGACAAGAGAAAGUGAAACGACUAAAAAUGAGGAAACUAUGGUGGUAGCUCUGAAUGUGAAAUGUGAAUAUACAUGAAGGGAUAAAGUGGAAAAGGGCCCCCACCCUGGAUUUCUGCUCCAAGUUCGAGCAUCUAUCUUUACCUAAAUAGGUUGGUGCGUCAUUGUCUAUAUUUUCAUGUAGUUGAAGCGCUGAUCGACAGAUGUAUAUGUAAGAGAGUUCGAUGAAUCCGAUCACGAUGCCUGCUACUACAGUUAAUUGUUCCCCGGCGACUCUUUACCGGUGGAAGGAGAGGCUUCUAGAGACCAUCGUACCUGCGUGCUGAGGCGGGUCAGUUGCGGUUUGGUGCAAGGACUGCCCCCGUUAUUUCAUCUGCUUCCCCCUUUCUUUUGGGGUUUAUUUUCCAGCGCGAACCAUUGUGAUAUAUGAGACUCUAUUAUCAACGCAUUAUAAUCUUACAUUAUUAUGAACGCAUUAUAAUCUUACAUUAUUGAUCAUGUAAAUGCUAGUAUGUGAGAGCAUUCAAACUAUUCUCUCCAAGUUGAAAUGUAGUCUCUUAUUCA